GAUGACAAUGAAUGUGCUAGAAAUAAUGGUGGAUGUGACCAAAAUUGUGUGAAUACACCUGGCUCAUAUCAGUGCAGCUGCAACAUUGGAUACACCCAGCAUGGCCACAGAUGUCAGGGUAUGAUUUCCAUCAUGAUGUUUAGCAUUGGUCAUAUAGGUAUCACAUUUCAAAAGUGAUUGAAGAGAAAUGAUUUUUAACAUUGAGAUUAUAGAAGGUCUAAGAAAGUUUUUUGAUAAGGAAGAACCAUCUUCGCUCUGGUAGAUUUUACAAUUUCUUCUUCAUUCUCAAGAUAAAUGUUUAGUACUUUGACAACAUUGGAACUUCUGCAAAUGCCAAUACUUUCUCUUGUUUCCAUUUUAUCAAGAAGCGCAUUUGAAUUCAUCGAUUUCUUAAGCGAGAAAGAGACCAACCUUAAGCCUCCACGAGCAGUGAUUCCCUUUUAAACCCAAACUAUCUCCACGCUUUACUCGUGAGCCAAGUAAUCUAUUCGUAUUCACCUGGUGUCUCAUUUUCAGAUAUCGACGAAUGUCAGACUUUAUUGCCAAGACCUUGCAGUUGUGGGGUUCCUGGAGAGGCUUGUGGUGCAAACUGUGUCAACCUCGUUCCUGGCUACAAGUGCACCUGUGCACCAGGAUUUAAGCUCCGAAGUGGUGGAACCAUCUGUGAUGGUAAUUUUGAAAACAAUCUGUUACUAAUUUGUCAGGUGGGAGAGAACUGGAGAUGGCUUGCUCAAGGUGUCCAUGAAAAUCAGCCUAAUGUAGAGGAAAUGCUGACGGUGUCUUACUUCUCUAUGUGAUACAAAUAAAUUCCGUGCGUUUUUCUUUAAGAUGUCAACGAAUGUUUAACAGCCAAUGGAGGAUGCCCUCAAACAUGCCAUAAUCAACCCGGAAAUUUUUCAUGCGGCUGCUUUAAUGGCUUCAAACUUAUUAGGGGGAACAACGGUACUUACUGCGAAGGUGAGAUGACUUGCUUAGUACAUGUUUUCAGAAAAUAGUUAGGAGAAAAUUUAUAGUCAGGGCAGCCAGAAUGAGAUCAGAAUAAUAACUUGUUAGCCAGCUUCUUGCUUUAUUUACACCUCUAUUUGUCUCUUUGCGCAGUACCACUGUUGUAAGACUGACAGCAAUAUUGCUCUUUAUUGUCAGAUAUUGACGAAUGCCUGUCAAAUAAUGGUUUCUGUACCCACCAGUGCGUUAACACUGUGGGAUCUUAUCGCUGUGAAUGCCCCGCUGGGUUCCUCUUGGAUUCAAAUGGAAGAUCUUGCUCGGGUAUGUUACUCCUAAUGAAAAUGGCUGCAAGUUUAUUUGAGACAGCGGAAGAGCACAGGCAAAUGUUUGCUCAUUCUGUCACAUCCGUCUUCAUUUACAACCUCAUGUAAUCCGCAAGGUCAGAUUCCCCAUGAAGCCUUAUACAGGUGUUGAGUUGACCGAUUCUUAUUAAAAACGCUCAGGAUGAAACCGUUUGUUAACCUAUGUUACAGAUCAUGAUGAAUGUUUGCUGGGACAUCAUGGCUGCCAGCAAAAGUGUAACAAUUACCAUGGAGGCUUCUACUGCUCUUGCAACUCAGGAUAUGAACUCAACGAAGACAACAAGACUUGUUCAGGUAAAAGGCCACCAAUGUUCUUACCAUGGCCUCUUAGUUUUGAAAAGCACUUCUUGCCACCAUCUUUCUUGCUAAUUCGCCAAGGAAAUAGUAAUUGCUUUGCGCAGAGGUCAUUAGUUGAUGGCUAAUUACCUAUUUGUCGUUAACACUAUCCAUGCACGUACAGCUUAACCAGUGAAAUUUAUUCCUCGAGCACCAUGUCUUUUUUUUCAGAUGUGGACGAAUGCACCCCUAUGUUCGUAAAGAGCCUUAACAAAACGGUCAUCCAAGCAGGAUGUGAUCAAAUCUGUCACAACACACAAGGGAACUACACCUGCAGCUGUGACCUGGGAUAUCAGCUUCUGUACGAUGGAAAGCGGUGCCGGGGUAAGACUGUCCUAUAUUCCCUUGUAACGCUGCGGAACAUAAAAACAACUUCAGUUGAUCUGUAACUGUCCUAAAGAAUAUAGCUGUUGGCAAAAUAUCCGCAUAUAAGUUUGGAGACUCUAACAUCCACCCUACAGACCUGACCAUGGGCCGAAUAAACCAUUGAUCUAUCGAUCAACCCACCAGUCCGCUCUCCAAAAGAAAAGUUGUGUAUGGAUCGAAUACUGUUCAGUUACAGAUCGCUGAUCAUAUUCGUUUUACCUCACAGAUGUGAAUGAAUGUAACACAGCAGUCCACUUUUGUGAACACAAGUGCCACAAUACACAUGGGUCAUAUGGCUGCUCAUGUUUUCAUGGCUACAGACAAAGGGCCGACAUGCGAACCUGUGAAGGUAGGUUAUACUAUGCAACUGCUACCUUAGUUUAACAAAUUCAUGUUGUUAAGGUUUUUCUCAGAGUCUAUCAGAGAGUACGAGACCUUGGAACAAAUGUUAUUGAGCAACAGGUACAAAGGAAUUAGGCCUUUAGGAAUGUGUAGACAUCUGUCAUUACCGUCCUUUCAAAUUUUUUUCCUCGCCUUAAUUAGGACUUCCUUGUGAGGACAUCUUUGCCCCACCUCAUGGUCACAUGAACUGCAGCGGAUCUGUCACAAAUGAGACCUGUUGGUUCACGUGCGAGGAUGGAUAUGAAAUACAAGGUUCUGGAAAGAGAACUUGCCUCAAUUCUUCAAAGUGGGACGGACAGCAAACGUCUUGCAAAGGUAACAACAAUGGCAGUUGAAUAGCCAGUAGAUUCUAACACUUCUCAGUUUUCCUUCUGCUUUUUCCAGUCACGUUUCUUUCUACGAUAUCUUUUCUACACCAAAUUUGCUUAUUACUCUAGAAAAUCUUUUUGUCUAUAAACUCCUGUUUAACGAUUAUGUUUAACAAUAAUUAUAUCUUUUAUUUGUGAGGAGUUUGUACUGCAAGCUGAGCAUGCCAUCACUUGUAUCGUUAGGACGUUACCACUUACCUUGUCAAUCCAUUUUAAAAUACUCACGUUAUUGUUCCCUCCAUAACUCAACAUAGUGAGACGUUGUGGUCGACUAUAUCCACCAGAGAAAGGCAUAGUUUUACUUCCAUGUCACACGACGUUUGGUUCCACAUGCACACUUGACUGUAUAGAAGGAUACGUUGUAUCUGGUCGCAACGUUGCAACGUGCCGGCUGACUAACUCCAGCGACGUAGCAUGGAACAUAGGAAACUUUACGUGUGAAGGUAUGAGUUGUCAUUGGGGAAUGGGCAUUGAAUGAAGAAUUCAUAUUGUAGCAAAAACGAACACUAAACUCCUGUUCCCUUUUCCUGAAGUUUUCAUCCUUCCGUGCACUAGUAGUAAUAAGUAAUUUGUUAUUUAACCUAUUUGUUCAGUAUCUUACUUCAUUCCUGUUUCUGUUUGAAUUCUACCUAGAGAUAAUCCUUUGCAAACCCAAUCCCUGUCGGCACGGAGGAAGAUGCAUCGUCAUCGAUUCACAAAAGUUUUCAUGUGAUUGUCAGAAUACUGGAUAUGAAGGGGAUCUCUGUGAAAGAGGUGUUGUUACACCUCCUGAUUUCCCAAAACUGAUUCCCGGAAGGCUUUCGGAAGAUCUUUCAUUACUUGCGAAACCUAACAACGUAUUGACUGUUCUCUUCGAUGCAACCCUGAAAAUGACCUUCCAUCCGAAGAGAGUGAUGAUUCAGUAUCCAUCAGAUCAAGCGGAGUUUGAGGUUAUUGGACACGAGUCUGGAGUUGGUAUGGUGUCAUAUGACCUCAGUGGGAUAGACAAGCAUACUUUUGUGUCUCCCACGAAUAGCCCAAUCUUUGUUGGUCAUAACAUAUCAAAUGCAAACAGCAUUUACACCAGACUGGGGCUUUUAAAUGGCGAGGUACCAAUCGGAUGCCGAACGAAGAACCUAGAGAACUUCCCAUGCGGGCUAAAAGUAGCCUAUAGCCCCUCCUCAACCCUACCAAAUGAUGUUCUCGUCCAGUCAGGGCCUGUUCACAUCAUUACAUCUGACAACAAAACAAUUCCUUUGAGUCUUGUGGGAUACAAUUUCUCUUCACCUUAUCAAUCAGGUCAAGAAUCAGAGUUGCUGAAAACACUUAUCGCCCAGACAAGCUCUACCAAUACGAGCUCAGCAGGCCAAACAUCGAACGAAAUGUGCUCCUUUCAGCCAACCACAGAAGCCUUGAUUGAAUUCAUUCAGGAAGACGCUUUUCCAAAGUCUUUCAUGCGGUACUUGACAGACAAGCUACCAUUAUGGAUACGACUUAUGGUUAAAGACGACAACAAUUUAUUUGCCGCAGAAAACACUCGAGCCGACCUCAUUCAGAUCACAAGCACGCAAAGUGACUACCUGAAUUGCAAAUUUCCUCCUCUUGGUAUCCCCAAUGCAAUGGUCACAUAUCGUCCGAAAGUCACUUUCACUAUCUCCGCUGGGAGGAAACAAAUUUCCCUGCCCAGCAAAGGCUGUUGUUUUGCAACCGACCCUUGCGGUAGUGCAGUGUUCCUGACAUUAUCCGAAAAGGCUGGUAAAGAAAUUAGCAAAAUGCCCGUUUUGAAGGACUUGACUUAUAAUGGCUGGGGUGUCUUGUUAUCAUCUUUUGGUUUCACCGCUCCAAAAAAGUACCAAAGCUUAAAGAACUCCUUGCCUUCUGAUCCAAUGGCUGAACACUUUUCAGAUUUUCAUUAUAAUAUGUGGUGGAAAGGAACUACCAACAUUUCCCUAAAAAACACAAGUGACUUUACAAUCAACAUGAAAAUGAGUGGCCAAGUGUUCUCAUUUGUAGAAGAUUUGAACGGCGUGAGUAUAAAGCCUUGUCUUGUAACUAUUAUAAAAUAGCCAAGAGAAUUCAAUUUCAUCUUAAGUUUAUCAAUGCCUAGACAACCUGGAGACCAGGGCCAACCAUGCUCAGCUUUGAUCUUGGAGGGUUAUUCAAUGCAACGUAGUAACGUUGUGGACGUGGAAGGAAUCAUAUCGGACAUCACAUGAGGAUCAAGAAAACUGCAUGGAGGGUUUCAACUUAAUCUCAAGGUUGCAAUUUCCUCGUAACAAUUACAUUAUAAUCCUUAGUCUCUAUUUGUCUUGUAGUUACUCACCAGGUACUUUUCUCGGCCAAUCAAGAGUAUAUUCCAUGGAUCAGUCGAGUUUACUUUUUCUAUACAAGUUUUGGGCAAGACGUUUUCUCUGAGGUUUCAUGCAAACAGUGUGGUCGCAAAGUCACAACUUGGAGGUAAAUCUUAACGAUGCUUGUUGUUGAUCUUGAUACCCCCUUCUCCGCGUUAUCAUUCGUUUCUUUUAUUUUUAUCAUUAUUAGGAUAGUUAUUAUGUUAAAGUUUGUAACUAGUACAUUUUGUUUUCUCUACUAAGGACCACCCCUUCUCACAUCGGAAUGCCAUGUUCCUCAAGGCUUCACCUUUACCCUGGAUCGAGCAGCCGAACCUUUCAAGAAUAGCAUUUUUUUCACCUUUAUUAAACCCAAUGGAGGAAUCAAAUAUUUGCAAAUCUACUACUCGAUUGACGGUGGAGAAGAUAUCGCAGCAUUCGAUUCUAACAAAAACUUGAAAUCUCUGGAAUAUCAGUCGCGAGACAUAAAGAGGGUCUUUUUAGAUGUUCAGAUAUUUGUUCCUGAAUUGCAAGAAACAGCGCAAAGGGGGGCUGCAAUGAUAGAAGAGACGCUCGUUAAGGUCAUCAAGGCUAGAAAUUUGCUCUCCUCCUCUUCAGAUCUCUUGAAGCUAAAAAAAGUGGUUGCAGAGAUUGACAACGAUCUUGACAAGAUACCAAGAGUCCUUGAUCUUUUCAUAGCCAAGUCACAAGCAUACAAGAAUCGUUCAAACGUUGAAAAUGCCAUCAGUCGCCUCAUUAAACUUAAGUCAGAUCUUCCAGUGACCAUCUCUCUGGUAUUCACCCAGUCGUCCAUUCGGCAAUCCUUUGCUGGUGUUCGUUUUGCCCUUGUGGCACAGAUUUGUCACAAACAACUCUGUUUUACCAACAUUAAUUGUAAUGUAUGGUCCCUGACUGACAACUACUGUUUAACUAACAGUUCUGGCGCAGACAGUAGUAUAAUCGUUGUGGGAACUGUCUUGAGAGACCUACCCCUUGGUAGUGCAAUAACUUUCCCUGCUUGGAGACCGCUGAGAAUGCUAAUAAGCCGCAAAAAUGAGCCACUCGAGACUACAUUUGAGAGUUCUGUUCGAUUAUUGGGACUGACCAAAACCACUAGCAUACGAAUGGUAGGAAAUGAGCUCUUCUUUUCCAUCUCGGGACCAAUUUUUGGAACAUUCGAGACGCUUUUGAAUGUAACAGCUGACCUUGAAAACGUUGCGGACUGGAAAUCCUUGCUUUUUGGAGUGAAGGGCACCAUGAGAAAGUCAUCACGUCUUCAUGCCAUGCUAGAAGGUACGAUUGCCAAUGAGACUAUCCUUGCAGCCAAGGAGGCAGCUAGAAGGUUGAGGAAUGCAAAGGCAGCGUUUAGUGUUGCAAAUACGAAAGCAGAUGCAGCCAGGAACUUUCUUAAAGAAAAACAGACGAUCACUGAACAGCUGAGACGAAAAAAGGAAAAAGCUGCAGAGAAUCUUCGUGUGGCACGUCUGCAAUAUCAAUCAGCAAAAGUGAGUUUUAACAACACGGUUAACCUUAAUCGAUAUCUUCUAAAUCCUGUAUGUGAAAUAAGAGAGUGCAACUACACUUGUUUGAACGGCUGUGUUCACCCUGACCUCUGCCAGGACCAGAUAAACAUAACUUAUCUUGAGCGAUACUGUGCCACGGUUGACAAACCAAUGAUAGUAAAAGUUGUGGAAAGUAGCACUAGAAAACGCAGUUUUAGUGUGCAGACGUAUCAUACCGUGUAUACUGGAAACUGUAGAUCCGGGGUCUCGUUCAAAAAAAUAAUGGAUUAUGCUAAGAAAGGAGCUCAGGUUGGAAAAUUUGUUGGAGGGAUUAUUGGAAGUGCGUUUGGACCUGUAGGAACGAAAGUCGGAAAGGUUAUUGGAGGAUUGGCUGGUGCGAUUGGUGGAGGUAUUGUGGGACAUUUCAGCAAGAAAAUAUUUGGUUGUUCUGAGACCUACAAGACAGUUCUUGGUAAACCACGGCUUGUAGAGUACGAACAGAAAAGUUUCGAGGUAAAAGCUGUAGUCAAGAUGAUCAAGGAAAUUAAGUGCUCAGGCCAAGAAGAGAAAACAAAACCCGGUGGAUUUGGUCCUCCUUACCCUUGCUGUAAGCGAUAUGGAUGCCAAACCAAAGUCAUCGAUCCCCUUUGUGUCAAACACAACGAGGAAUGUCUCAUUUCUAUGACUGAGCUUAAAUUUACGCUUGAUGCCUUGAAUGAAACUUUUCAAUAUGCCUUUCUGAAUCUUAGAGAGUCCGUUGAAAAGGUUAAAAAGGCUACAGCUGUUUACGAGAAAGCGAGAAUUCGUCAUGAAGUGGCACUUAAUGAGCUGCACAAAGUAAAAUCUUACACGGAGCAGAGCCUUUCAGCGGUAGAAAUUGUCAAUGCUUCUAUGAUUCAUGUCCGCCGAAUCGUCGACUUUGGACUGAAGAUAUCCCAAGCUAUGAAUGCCACUAAUUCGUAUGGUAAUAAAACUGUAGAUGUUGGAGACCUUACGUUUUCACUAACCACAGCAUCAAAAGAUACAAAAAAGAUCCUUUUUCAGUGCAAUGUUAGCUCUGCUAAUAGUCAAUCAACGUUGGUCCCUUUUGUAAUUGACUUCGAUCAAGUCGAACGCUCAAUCAAUUCUGCCUCCAAGACGAUCCUUAACAAGCUGUUUGGUGGAACAUCAUCCAGGAAGAAGCGGGCGGCUCCGGAAGAACAGAUUCAUUUUGAGAAUUACACAAACGUAAAUGUUUUACAUGUCAGUUUCACGGAUUACCCUCAUGCAUGCCAGUUUGCCAAUUCAACACAUUUGUUCCUAAUCUCCAUUCUUCGCUCACUGGAAAACCUAAUUUCAGCCGCUAAAGGACUGGAUGAAGAGCUAUCUUCCGGAUUCCAUGACCUCGAUAGGAUGACACACACUGUUCAUGGCAUCAGCUUAUGGCCCAACUCGUCGAGUAAUUCCAACCUUUCCAACAGUUCCUCAAGAAGUCCAAACAGUUCGUUCGUCUCAGACUACCUAGAGAUGAUAGAACUCCUCAAAAAUGAGAGCACUCAGGUUCGAAAUGACUCCUUACAGUCUUGGAAUGAAACUCUUGAGGCUUGGAGGGCAUUCCUCGAGGUAUUCACCCAUAAUAGCGGAUUUCAGGGAUGUUCAGGUGCCAUGGACUGUAUCGAAUAUUCUUUUGAAGGGUUAAGGGAAUUUUACGAGUUUGAAAGCAGUUCACAAGCAAUGACAAUAAAAGACGCACUUCCUAAGCUGAAAGACUUGAUUAUGGCAUUAACUUCUGAAGCCUUAACAAUGCCAGAAACUGAAAACACGCUCCAACAAGCUGUUUUGUUGCUGAAUGAAACCCGCGACGAUUCCGUUUUGUGUGGGGGGACACCAUAUGUUACCUCUUCACCUCAAAAGGAAAUUAUCGUCCUGAAUGGAGAAAGUUUAUCCCUGCGUUGCACUGCUGAAAGUGAUACUGAGAUUAAGUAUGCUUGGAUGAGGAAUGACAAGCUUGUUGACGAAUCACUGGAUGGAACUUUCUAUGUACGCGCUAUCAGCAAGCAACAUGAAGGUGUUUAUGUCUGUGUCGCUUCAAACAAUAAAGGCAAUUCGCUGUCUAACGUAACGAUUAUCAAAGUUCAUAACAAGCCCAGUAUCACUCUACAUCCACAGCCACAAAGAGUUAUUGUUGACGAUGAAAUGCCUGCGACAUUCAUUUGCAACGCAACGGGCAAGCCUGCGCCUACUUUUCAAUGGUUCUUCAUAUCCAUCAAUUCGUCUGUUGUCAAAAUUAACGAGACGAGACCCGUUUUACACAUGCCUGGUCCUCGCCGACAUCAAGAAGGUUAUUACUACUGUGAGGCAUCCAACGAGCAUGGUGUGGCAAUCAGUCAGAAGGCCCGGCUUGACGUACUGGGCUACUCUGUGGGUCUUCCCAGACUGCUUUUCGCCCUGAAUAUCUCAUCUUCCUGCUGGGAGGUAUCAAAUAGCUCCAACAAUUCCGUGCACAAAGCUCUGUCAUGCAAUUCCAGCAUAGAAGUAUUGCCGUCAUCAGAAAACGAGACCUUAACUAAUGACAUUCGUCGUUCCCUCGCAAGAUCACUUAAUGUAUCCAUCAAGCUGAUCUCCGAGUUUGAGUACAGCUCAAGAAAUAAUUACACCGCCACCAUUGCAUUUAUCCUAGAUAAAGAUAAAGAGGCUUGGAAACAAUCCAACUUUAUCCGUCACAUGGAAAUAGUUGAAGCCAUUGCCGAUAUUGGCGCCAAUCUGAUUGAAAAAGUGGAACAGUUCAAUUCUAGCAUACUAAACAAGACUUUUGAGGUACCAUGGAAAAACACUGUUGUUUAUGGAGAUCCUGGAAGCCUUCUUGUUUACCCUCUGUCUCCGGAAUGUCCCUCCGGACAGGCUCUCGAUGAAAAUGGUUACAUUUGUGGUAAGCAUAACGUCAACUUUAACCCAUUUCUGAUUGGCUCUGAAUUACAGCAGGGGGCAAAGUUGGAAAAAGUUCUGCUUAUACCUCGUUCCAGACACUACAGCCCUGUCUAUGACUCUAACAUUUGAGGCCGACGUUGACGGACCUGAACUUAUAGCUAACUGAACGUGUUAAAAGCCCCUCUGAUGUAUUUGCGAACGCUUUAGUCCUAUCUUACUUGUUUACACCUCUAUGCUUACGAGUUAGCCAUAAAAUUCAGUUAAUAAAGAAUUUCUUAUUUGUCUGAUCUGCUUUCUCUCUAAACAUACUGUGUCUUUAUCUCAUCAGCAAACUGUCCUGCUGGCUCAUCAUAUGUAGAGGAGAAUGAAACAUGCACAGAAUGUCCGUUCGGAGCUUACCAACCUGUGCAAGGACAAACAAGAUGUAUUCCCUGUGGCACAAACCUCACCACAGUCUUUAAUGGAACAGUGGAAGAAUCAGACUGUAUUGGUAAUGUCAAGUAAAGUUUUCUUGGCUCGGUUUUAUCUCGGGUGACAUUCUUGUUUUCGUAUCGCAAAAGACUUUGCAUUGAAGUAUUCUAGAAAGUCUAAUAUAUUGUAUUUAACUUCAGUCAAUGGAAAAAUGCCUGUGGUUGUCUUCACUGAUUCAUAAUAGACACCGUAAAUGUUAAAAAUGUCUGAACGUCGAUGAAUUUUUCAGAAGCUUAAAGAGAAAUGAAGUAUGAUGACAAAAAUUUAGGAAAAAGUCAAAAUUAACCUUUAGAGAUUACUAGAGUUAUUUGUAAUAUCAAUCUCUAGUAAAUACGUUCCAACCAUCUCCAGUUGUUUUUUCAUCAAAAUAGGUCCAAAAUGCCCUAACCUGUUUUUUGUAUACCACGUUUUCUAUCACAUUUCCUUCAUACUUCCAUUGCCUCCUUUCCAACAAGAGUAUACAACAGGAACUUACUUUUGAGACUCUAAGCUAAGGGUACCAUUAAUAUCACAUUUUUCUCUUUAUCCGGUGGCCCUUCAGCUGAUUGUCCAGCUGGAUCAUACAGUACAAAGAACAAAACAUGCUCUUUUUGUCCGCUUGGCAUGUACCAACCAUCCCGAGGGAAGCCAGCUUGUAUUGCUUGCGGUAAAAACCUAACAACAAUUACCAAUGGAACUGUUGAAGAAAUGCACUGUAUAGGUAAGUUAACAUUUGUCACAAAUUUUAAUUCAAAUGGAGAGCGAUUGAAGCUACAAUUUCUGGCCACAAAACUUUAGCAAAUUGGCUGGCAUAUAAAAAACUUCUUCCUUAGCUUUUAUUUUACAUUUUGGCAGGUGAGGAUUAAGGCCUCUCUUGGUUUUGUUGUUGAACCUUAUCAGCUUCAAAUAGAGGAAAACGUAAACAAUCAAAUCGCGAUUGGUUUUAGUCUGAGAUUUAAUUGAUUAAUAGGAAGUGCAGAUUUUCUAGAAAAGGUUAAAAGCGUGGUAAGACUGAGCCGAAGCAAUUCUCAUUACUUUUGAUAUUCAUAUCAAAAAUUAUUCAAAAACUGAGCCCGUCCAACAGAAGAAACGACGAUAAAUUAUAGGAGAAAGUGUAGUUUGGUUUUCCAGUUGUGCAGUACUUUAGUAAUUUUUUUCGGCCCUUCCGAGUCUUAAGAGAACCGUGAAAUCUGCUCUGAGUGUCUCGCAGAACUUACCGCUGACCCUUUACACCCUAACAUCAAUAUGCAUAUUCUCCAUACUGUUCUCCAUACAUCUCCAAAGAGGCUGACAAGGAGAAUUUGUUUCACAAUCAAGAGCUGCUUUAGUUGGUGAUCAUCUUCUCUAUUCUCAUAGCUUUCAUAUUUGAUCCAGGGGUGACACAGUAAGGAGAAAUUAGGUGCGAGUCACUCUUAAGGGCUAAAGGGUUAAGAUAUGUUUUACUAUUCCUUACGCAGCGAACUGUCCUGCUGGCUCGUACAGUUCUGUGAACCGGACAUGCGCUCUUUGUCCGCUUGGCUCUUACCAGCCUUCUGUUGGUCAGAUGGAUUGCCUUCCCUGUGGACAAGGUUUCAUCACAGCCUCGCCAGGAGCUGUCAGAGAAUCGCAGUGUGAAGGUGGGCUAUUGCUGUCUCCUACAACAUUUAUGACUAAUUUUUAGACUACAAUGCAAUCCUACUUUGUUGGUCAAAUCAUUUAAAAUUUUAACCUGAACAAGAUUGUUAACUUAGUGUAUAUUUUUACUUUGAAAAUGACAGAGAUUCAAAAACCAGUUACUGAAGACAAGACAACCAUUUCUACAUUAUCGACAACAUCGCGAAAUGUUGAAAUGAAGGUAGGUAGAUUUUCCUAUUUUUGGAUUCGCAAGAAAACAAGAAUUCAAAAUAAUCUGGCAUUUAUGGUAAACAAUAUUUUCAAUGUUCUCAGUUAUAAGCUGAGAUUUUGAAACUUUACGAUAGCGAAAGGUGAGCUGGCUAACAAGGACAGGCUAAUUUGGAAGCUGCUUGUAUCAAGUGCUUUGUAAUUGUUUGUCGCGCCACUGGGUACUCGCCAAUAGGCUCCUCUUCUUGCCUUUUAUUUCUUUUAUCAGACAAGUACCAACGGACAGCUCACAACUAAGACCCCAGGAGAGGCCAAAGGGCAGGAAAAUGCUGACGAGUCGUCUUGGAAGCUUCCCGUCAUCAUUAUUACUUCAUCACUUUUAUUGCUCGGUAGGCCAAGUACAAUCAUAAACGUUUCUCACUUCUUCUUAACCGAUAUCUGGAUAAUUAAUUAGCAACACAAUUUUUCAACUUAUGGCAACCGCGCCUUGAAGUUCCUAACUCAUUUAUCGCUUCUGCAUGCGAAAGAAAACGUAAGCAAGCAAGGCUCAUAAAACCGAAACAUGAAUUGUGUGAAUUUUUGUUUAUAAAAUCUUACUGUCUUUUUUCGCAAUCAGUGAUAUUCGGCCGGGAGAAAAUGAAAAUAUUUUCUCUUGUACCUUGCCGGAUUUGAUUUUUGAAAGCUGGACCGCGAAUUUCUAGUGUUAAUCCAGUACUUUUUCGGUAAACCUUGAUGCACGGUCAACCCUUUUUCUUUUGUUUCGAUUGUGACUCGUGCCGUGUUUUAAUCAAUGCUAGGUGCUAUACUUUUGGUAUUGUUCAUCUGUAAGAGACGUAGAGCGAGUAAGGAUGGUUCAAAACCUAAAAGAGAACCAGCACGGAUGGCACAGUUUGAGAAUCCAAUCUACCUGGGUAACCCAAACCUCCCAAUGGUAAAAGAGUUUGACAAUCCACUCUACAAAGAGCCACAAAAAAGAGCAGAAGGUAAUGAAUAUUCAUCGGCGGACGAGUCGGUGCCGCAUGCAUUCAGUGACGAUGGUCCCAAAGGACUUAACAAAGACACUGUGGACAUUAAAACCAAGGAUUCUACU
Pocillopora meandrina is the source of this 12858-nucleotide messenger RNA. Lineage: Eukaryota; Metazoa; Cnidaria; Anthozoa; Scleractinia; Pocilloporidae. The record is from the annotation of a GenBank genome assembly.